Molecule: messenger RNA, 2995 nt
Organism: Cryptococcus deneoformans JEC21
Lineage: Eukaryota; Fungi; Basidiomycota; Tremellomycetes; Tremellales; Cryptococcaceae
Exons: 7
Coding region: 95-2557 (820 amino acids)
Biological process (GO): mRNA splicing, via spliceosome; spliceosomal complex disassembly
Cellular component (GO): nucleus; U2-type post-mRNA release spliceosomal complex
Molecular function (GO): DNA binding
Source: RefSeq, a predicted model, not a curated record
UUGGACAGUUACUAUACUUGUACAUUCAUUCUUGUCCUCCAAUCCACUUGGGGAAUUUUCCAGCAUACAUUCGCCUUGGGAAGGUCACUCAAAUAUGUUCGUCAAAAGAGCUAGGCCUCGUCCUUCCCUCCGUGCUCGUGAUUCCGACAUUCCCGACCCUGCAUCUACCUCAUCGCCUCUCGCCAAGUCCUCUAUCACCGCCAGUGAUGCUCAAAAUUCGGACGAGUCCAUUGAAAUAGAUUCAAAUGAAGGUAGCGGGAAUAUUCUUGGGAGGAAGAAAGGGCUAAAGAAGGAAAAGACAAAAGAUAGGUUGUCAAAAAAGGCUAGCACAUUGAGUUUCGGCGGAGCGGCAGAUGAGGAUGAAGGGGUGGCCUUCAAGCCCAGGAAAUCACUUCUAUCACAACAACUAAAGCUUCCUCCCACUCCUAGUACAUCCGAGGCGAUUGGAACGCCGAGUGCUACGAAAAAUUCUGGAGUGUACUCUCGAGAAUAUCUUUCCGAGCUGAAGGCCGCGACACCAACCCGCGCUCCUCGUGGUGUGACAGAUACCAUCGAAGAUGAUAAUGAUGAUGUUGACUCGUCAGGUCUCAGUCGAUUGGCGAGGGAAAAGUAUGCUUCAAGUUUUGCGCAGGACACAACGGCAGGAAUCCCUGAUGCUACUACCAUCGCGGCGGCGAAGAUGAAGCGCCAGGCGGGCAUGGGAGGCAAUGGGGCAGCAACCGCAUCCGCUGAGAACGAAGAAGACUAUAUCUCUUUGGGAUCGGGCGGUGGAAAAAUUGCGAUCUACGAUGCCCAACAGGGGCCUCAUCCUGAGAGUAGAUUAAUGAGAGAAGAGGACGAAGAAGGUGAAGGCGACGAAGAUUUGGCUGACUACACUGGAGCCAAAGAUAAAUUAUUCCUAGGGAAGACUGCCAAUAAGGCGGCCGCUAGAAGAUUACGAGGCGAGAUUGGUGAACUUAUAGCUGACAGGGAGGCCGAGGAUGAAGAUGACGAGGAAACUUUGGAGUGGGAGAGAGCACAGGCACAGCGGUCAGGGUUAUGGGAAGAAAAGGAACCCGAGAAAGUCGUCAAGAAGGGCUAUACACCUGCACCUAUACCUCUUUCUCGGCCACUCCCAACUGUAUUGUCUGCUCAAUCUCGCCUUACCAAAGCUCUUUCCGAUCUUGAAAUAACAAAGUCCCAUAACGACCACAACCUUGAUGUAGUCGUGCAGGAAUUAGCCGAUUUGGAGAAGCAAGAGAGGGAACUGCGAAUAGAAGUGGAGAAGGUGGAAGGGAAACGCGAAUAUAUGGAGGAAUUCAGACGAUGGGUGGAGAUGCUGGGCAAUUUUCUGGAGGAAAAGUUCCCAAGACUUGAGGAAAUUGAGGCAGACGCUUUGCAUAUCAUUCAGGAACGGUCGCAGUCGACCAAUAAGCGCCGAGCCGAUGACGACAGUGACGAUCUUGCUCUCUGUAUUGGCGUAGCCGCGCCAAAAGAGGGGGAGCAAGAGAUCGACGAACUUGGUCGUGUUAAGGAUGCCACCAGAGAAAUGGGAGCUAGCUCUGGUGUGAGACGCGCUAGACGAGAACAACGCGAGUCACGUCGGUCAAAACGAAUAGCGCGAAAGGCAAACUCUCCUACCGCGGAAGAUGAAGGGUAUUCCACGGAUUCGACUCUCGCAGAUGCCGAUGCUGAAGAUUAUGCUGCUGCUCAGAAUCGCCUGGCACAUCGCACUCAUGCCUUGUUGGACGAUGUGAAGGCCGAAGACUUCAGAGAUCCAGAAAUGGGCCUUGCAAAGAGGUUUGGUGGUUGGAGAAAAAGGGAUGAAGAAGAGUAUGUAAAUGCAUUUGGCGGUCUAGCCUUGGUGCAGGCUUGGGAGUUCUGGGCGAGGGGAGAAAUGGUGGGAUGGGAGCCUCUGAGGGGAUCUGCAUUUCUCGAUUCUUUUCGAUGGUUCCACUCUCUUCAUCACUACUGCCAUCCUCGCCGACCUCGCGCGGAUGAAGAUGAGGAUAUGGAUGAGGAACCGCCUCUCAGUCCCGAAGGAGACCUCGUUGCGUCCAUGGUAUCGACUGCUGUUAUUCCUCUUUUGACCAAAAUCUUUGAAGCUGGUGCCUAUGAUCCGUACUCGGCACCACAGACCAGGCGCGCGGUCGACUUGACGGACGUGGUGGCUGAUUUAACUGGUAAAGACAGUCGCAAGUUUGUCACGCUUUUGAAAGCCAUACUUGAAGUGUUCCACUCCCAUCUUCUCGAACUCUCCUCAGCCAUAGCAGCGGUAACUGCCUCCAACGCCAUCCCUCCACCCGCAUUCAAUCCCGCAUCUCGAUCAGCAUUGAGUCGCUUCAUCCAUCGUCGAAUUAAGCUAUUGAAGAACAUUCUUAUGUGGAAAAGACAGGCUCCUCAAGAGGUCAGAGGACUUGUGGUGAGAUUAGUAGGGGAGAUAUUGCGACCUGUGUUGUCAGGAACAUGGGACAGUGGAGGAAAGGAAUUAGCGCAGGAAAUUCUUCCGGCCGCUACUGGCUCUUUGUCUCCGGACCUCGUAGGCUUCUUACAACAAGGACCCAGUAGCAGGUGGUAACAGUCUAUAAUGACAUGUAUACAAUGUCUUCCGAUGCUAACAUACAUCACUGAUCAAUCUUUUUUCUUUCUCUCUGUUCAUAACCUGUACCAAUCUUCCCGCGAUGAUACGGCACCUCGUCGAGGUCUUCUUGACCGAUAUUCACGACGAGGGCGCCUCAAAUAUCGACGGAAUAGUAAACAUCAAGUACAAUGGUUCUCUGGCCUGUCUGUUUUCCUUUUGCUGUUUGCUGGCAGCGGCCGACGCCCCUGAUCAAGCACAGUCUUUCUGUCUUCUGGGUCGACGCCCAGUACGACUGGAGAGGGACUAGAUACGGACAAGUUUGUAUCCUUCCAUUGACAUUCCGUUAUCAUAUCCCUAGCUCUAUGAAAUCGUACUAACUAGCAAGCAAUCUGUACAGUUUCAAUACAAUGUACAUGCUUAUUUCUAUUAUGCGAC